Rana temporaria (common frog) is the source of this 2110-nucleotide messenger RNA. RefSeq names its product phosphatidylinositol glycan anchor biosynthesis class A (gene PIGA). The transcript has 6 exons. The record is from RefSeq and is a predicted model, not a curated record. Gene Ontology annotation, cellular component: glycosylphosphatidylinositol-N-acetylglucosaminyltransferase (GPI-GnT) complex. Gene Ontology annotation, molecular function: phosphatidylinositol N-acetylglucosaminyltransferase activity. NCBI's taxonomy places the organism in Eukaryota, Metazoa, Chordata, Amphibia, Anura, Ranidae. Gene Ontology annotation, biological process: GPI anchor biosynthetic process. Bases 120 to 1586 code for a protein of 488 amino acids.
AUUGGAUGCCCUGCCUAGUGCUUGUCUGUGCUAAGCCAUGCUGGACUUCCUUGUUGAUGAUCGGGGAUCUGUGAUUACGAUCUACAAGAAGAGGACCUGUCAUCUCGCACGUGUCUGUCAUGGUUCACAUUCGGGGAGCAGGGUGCACCCCUUUCUCUCACAGUGACUCUUCUAAGACUACAGAAGGUACCGAGUGUCCGGUCGGCAGGUCUCAUGUGAUAUGUAUGGUUUCGGACUUCUUUUAUCCAAACAUGGGUGGUGUAGAGAGUCACAUUUAUCAGCUAUCCCAGUGUCUGAUCGAGAGGGGACACAAAGUCAUCGUUGUCACUCAUGCCUACGAGGACCGCAAGGGGAUCCGCUACCUCACCAAUGGCCUGAAAGUCUACUACUUACCUCUGAGAGUCAUGUAUAACCAGUCUACAGCCACCACCCUGCUGCAUAGUCUACCCCUCCUCAGGUAUAUCUUUGUAAGGGAAAGGGUUAGCAUUGUUCAUUCGCACAGCUCUUUUUCUGCCAUGGCCCAUGAUGCUCUGUUCCACGCCAAGACAAUGGGGCUCCAUACGGUUUUCACGGACCAUUCGCUGUUUGGAUUUGCUGAUGUCAGCUCCGUUCUCACCAACAAGCUUCUGACGGUGUCCCUGUGUGAUACAAACCACAUCAUCUGUGUGUCUUACACCAGCAAAGAGAACACUGUGCUCCGAGCCGCCCUGAACCCCGAGAUCGUCUCUGUCAUCCCCAAUGCUGUGGACCCCACAGACUUCACUCCAGAUCCCCACAAAAACAGGACUGGUAAAAUGACAAUUGUGGUGGUCAGCAGACUUGUGUACAGAAAAGGAAUAGACUUGCUGGGGGGUAUAAUCCCGGAAAUGUGCCUCAGAUACCCAGAUCUGCACUUUCUCAUUGGAGGUGAGGGGCCCAAGAGAAUCAUUUUAGAGGAGGUACGAGAAAGAUACCAGCUUCAUGACAGAGUUCGGCUGUUGGGCGCUCUGGGACACCACGAGGUGCGGAAUGUCUUGGUGGAAGGUGACAUAUUCCUCAAUACAUCUCUUACGGAAGCUUUCUGCAUGGCAAUCGUGGAAGCUGCUAGCUGUGGGUUGCAGGUGGUGAGUACCAGAGUGGGUGGGAUUCCCGAAGUGCUGCCUGAGGAUUUCAUCAUCCUGCGUGAGCCGUCAGUCAAAUCUCUGUGUGAUGGAUUGGAGAAAGCCAUAGAUCAGCUGAGGACAGGGAAAUUACCCUCGCCUGAGGCCAUCCACAACACUGUGAAGACUUUUUAUACCUGGAGAGAUGUAGCUGAGAGAACAGAGAAAGUAUACGAUCGCGUCUCUAAUGAAGCGGUCUUACCAAUGAAUGAGAGACUUGAGCGUCUUGUAAGUCACUGUGGCGUAGUGACGGGGAGCAUCUUUGCCCUUUUUGUGGUAGCUUGUUUUUUAAUCCUAGUGUUCCUGCGAUGGCAUAGCCCGGACUCCUUGAUUGACAUUGCUGUAGAUGCCACAGGGCCACACGGAGCCUGGUCACAUCAAUACGGCUCUAACAACAGAUCACGAAAGAAGAUGACCAAUGCAAACAGUGAGACCUCGCCAAAAUGAUUUUUUGCUUUUUUUCCUCAAACUUCUCAAGUAUUUUCAGCAGAUCUUGCUGCCUACAAACCAACAAGGUGUUUUCUAUACGGGAUACUUCCUCUUCCUGUAUUUUACUUCAUACAGUCCUCCGUGGUUUAGUAAACCACAUCUCCUCUUACUCCUGAAUCUCUACAUGUGGCUUCUCGGCCUUGUAUUGCACUCCUACAUGCUGCCUAGAAUUACAGCCAGUUUUGUGUGUCAUAGUCCUACUUGUAAUGCUAACUGUGGAACGUCUGAAGCUUGAAAGCCUCAGGUUGAAAGGAACCUUUGCGAUAAGAUGCGUUGCGGUAAAAAGCACAUUGUUAAAUGCGUUGGCUCCUUUCAGUGCCAUUAAUUUCACAAAGCAUGGUGACUCGCUACUGUGCAUUGUGAAAGACGCUUCAUGUCUGUCUGUCUGUCUUUUUUUUAAUUGUCCAUUCUUGUGCUUUGCCAGUCCGUACAGUAUGCAUAGACUGCCUUAAAGGGGUUGUAAAGGUACAAUUUUUUUUUUC